CCAUGCCGGCAGAGGAGACCGAGACCCAGAUGAAGAAUUCCAUCAACCAGAAGCUGAUCGAGGCUGGGGAGAAGGAGCGGCUGAAGACGCUGCUCAAGGAGCGGCUGGCAGACAGCGACUGGCACGACCGACUCAAGGACCAGUGCCGCCAGGUGAUCAGGGAGAAGGGAGCCGAGAACAUCACCGUGGACGACCUGGUGACAGAGAUCACACCCCGGGGACGGGCGCUGGUCCCCGACUCGGUCAAAAAGGAGCUGCUCCAGAAGAUAAAGGCGUUCCUCGCCGAACAGGCUAACCUGUGAGGGUAUGAAGGCCCGUUAACAGUCAACACUGAGUGUGUUUCAAAUGUAACUUUCAUUACACUGCUCAAGCAGCUUUCCCGUGCUAUGAAGGAUAUGUUUUAUCAAGUUCGCUGCAUUAUAGCUGCUCGAUGACU
Amphibalanus amphitrite is the source of this 436-nucleotide messenger RNA. RefSeq names its product transcription and mRNA export factor ENY2-like. The transcript has a single exon. Lineage: Eukaryota; Metazoa; Arthropoda; Thecostraca; Balanomorpha; Balanidae. Gene Ontology annotation, cellular component: SAGA complex; DUBm complex; nuclear pore. Gene Ontology annotation, biological process: positive regulation of DNA-templated transcription; regulation of transcription by RNA polymerase II; poly(A)+ mRNA export from nucleus. The record is from RefSeq and is a predicted model, not a curated record. Gene Ontology annotation, molecular function: transcription coactivator activity; chromatin binding. Bases 3 to 302 code for a protein of 99 amino acids.